CCCACCUCACAUGAGAAUCUCGACUGUCGCGUGAUUAAGUCUCGAACUUGGCAACAUAAGCGUCCUAUGAAACGGACACCUGUCAAAAUGAAAGGAAAAUAGAAACUAAGUAAAACUUUACAAUUGAAUUAAUUCAACAAUGGAUGAACAAGUGCAAGAAAUGAAUGGAAUCGUCAAUGGUGACGACCAAGAACUUGGCGAACGCAACGAAGAUGAUGUAGCAGAAGAAUUACCACCUAUCGACGAAGAAGUUGAUAUAUCUGGAAAUGUCUACGCAGAUGGAAAGAAAUUAGUUCUCGAUUUAAAUGAGCAGUCUUUAUUGCGCAUGCCCAACGGCGUGUUUCAGAUUGAGGCUUUGAACUCAUUGCUUCUGGCGGAAAAUCAGAUAUCUGAAAUUCCAGAUGAAAUUUCUGAGCUUGAACAUUUGGAAGCACUUGUUCUUUCAGGAAAUAAGAUAAAAUGUUUGAAUCCAAAUAUUUUUCAGUUAUUUCAACUGCAAAUAUUGGAUGUAUCAAAUAACGAUAUACAGGAAAUUCCAGACGAUAUUUGCAAUCUGCAAUAUCUUACCCAGUUAGUUGCAAAUACAAACAGGAUAAGCAAGAUUCCUUCGAAACUAGGGGAUCUAGAUUCUCUGAGAUGUCUCAUGCUCAAUGAAAACCGAAUUCGCCAAAUUCCGGAGGACAUUUCCAAUCUUCUGAACUUAGAAGUUCUUGGAUUAGAAAGAAAUGAUUUGGAUUUUCUGUCUCCGGAAGUAUGCAAAUUGGAGAAUCUCCGAAGACUCGGUCUAUCUGGAAAUCACAUGACCAACUUACCACGUGAGUUGGAAAAUCUUGUCUUGCUCCAGCAAUUGCUUCUUGAUGACAACGAAUUUGAAUUUAUUCCUGUCCAAGUGUUCUGGUUAUCGUCAUUGACGGAAUUGACACUAAGUGGAAACAGACUGGAGUCUAUUCAACCUGAAAUUCGCAGUUUGAAAAAUCUGGCAGUUCUUGGCUUAAAUGGUAAUUUGCUGGAAUAUUUACCAAAUGAACUCUGUGAAUUGGAAAAGCUGGAAGUGCUAGGCCUUGAGAACAAUAAACUCAAGGAAAUACCAAAGGACGUUUCAAAGUUAGCAAACUUGAAAGAAAUUUACUUGGGCAACAAUUGCUUAGAACAUAUUCCCGAAGAAUUGUUCUGGUGUUCAAAUAUUGAAGUGCUGAGUUUGCUUAAGAACCGUAUUUCUGGACUUCCAGUGGAGUUGGGGAAUUUGAAAAUGUUACAUUCGUUUGUUCUAACGGACAACAAGUUCAGGAUUUUGCCAGCUGCGGUCGGUUCACUUGUAAGUUUACAGCUGUUUUCUGCUGACGGGAACAAGUUAACGAACCUUCCGGGAAAUUUCAGUGACCUUUCUACACUGCGACAACUGAAUUUGAGCAGAAACAAUUUCCAUGUGUUCCCGGCCGAGGUUUGUAGUUUGAAGUCUCUCGAUGUUCUUGAUAUUCAAAUGAAUAAGAUUGAAGUUAUUCCAAGUGAAGUUGCGGCGCUGGAAAGCCUUGCAAUACUGCGAAUUAACCAAAACAAGGUGCAAUACUUUCCAACUGAGUUAUGUGGCCUUGAAAACCUCCAGAUGAUUGACAUAUCAAACAAUAACAUUGAGGAUGUUCCGGAAAGUCUUGUUAAGAUGACAACUUUGGUAGAUAUAAAUCUGUCCAACAACAUGUUCUUGGAAUUUCCAAAACCUCUUAUUUCAAUUCCAAAUUUAGAGACACUGACACUUUGCCAACCAGAGGGACACAAGAUAUUAGUGCUUCCGGACGAGAUCGAGUUUUCCAAUGUAAAGCAUCUGAUUUUGUCCAAUAACAGCCUCCGUACUUUACCGAACACCAUAAGCGGGAUGAGAAACCUCGUUUCAUUGGUUGUUGAUCACAAUGAAAUCCAAUCACUGCCAAACAUCAUUUGUGAAAUGACACAGCUUAAAGUGCUACAUCUCAACGACAACAAACUGUCGUCACUGCCGGAAAACUUCGACCAUCUCCGCAUUCUGAAAGAUCUGCGACUUUAUGGUAACCCUCUUCGAACACCACCGAUGGACGUGUGUGUCAGCGGAGUAGUUCAACCGAUUGGACUCUUUAUCCGACGGGCUUUGGAAAGAGAAGAAAUGCUGUUGAUGAAAAUGUUCGACGUGGUAAAAACAUCCCUCAACAAGAACGAAUUGCGGUACCUUAUGAAGAAAUUCCGACUACCAGAGGACAAAGUUCAAGAGAUUGAACAGACCUAUUUCGGCAAAGACAAGUUGCAGGACCGAGUAUUCCACUCCAUGCUUUACUGGAAGGAGUACAAAGGCCCCCAAGCUACAUUGGACGAGCUCAUCCGCGUCUUCCACAUCAUUGGCUAUGAUCAACUCUGUGACAAACUGCGAACCAUGAAGAUUUACAACCAACGCUUGAGGUUAUGAUUUUAACGGAAAUAUGAACAGCGGAUCCGUCCAUUUUAUUGAAGCGACUGACCGAUGACCAUGAUUUUUAAUAUAUUAUAUAACCAGCAUUUGAGGUUAUAAGUUUUUAAAGGUUAUUUGCCGGUUUGCCACUAGUUUCCCUUAACUAUUUAAAACAUGUAGUGUAAAUUGACCAGCAGAUUGAAAGCCGAAAGUACUAAGUAGUUACGUAAUUCUAGUAUAACCUUUUAGCAUGCAUGGUACAGUAAAAUACUGAUGUGGGAACUUUUGUAACAAACCUAGUCCAUGCAUUUGUAAGCAUUGGUCAUUCAAAUGUUGCGAAUUAGUGUGAUUAUCAUUGUUCUUCUUAUUCAUGGUAUCACGGUGUUUGACUGUUUUCCGAAUUUGUUUUUUGUUAUUUAGGCAUUUUUUAUUAUUUGUCAUAUGUUUUGCCCGCACUUGUGCAUGUAUUUAGAUACUGUUAUAUAUAAUAUAUUUAUUAUACAUAUAUCAUGAUAUGUUAUGUUGUGUGUAUAGCUAGAUGCUUAUUUUGUUAAGAUUUGUUUAAGACUAUGUUGCAAUUUUUGGUGUUGAAAACGUGUGAAGACCAAUGUUGUCAACGAAAUUACUUAGUGCUUGAGUUAAAGAAGAAACUUUUAUUUUUCAUGGUAUAUUAUCAGCUUAGACCGCGGAUUAGGGAUUAGCUUGAAUGUUGGAAUCCGCGAGGUCAAAUGAUUAUAACUUCAAUGUCUCCGCGGCAUAAAUACACGUCUGUUGUUUAGUGUUUGGUUAGAGAUGGAUGUUUGAUUCUGUUUGUUAUGAUCACAUUAUUUCAUGGUGUUGCAUCACUGCGUGUGCUAUUGUCGGUGUUAAGGAAAUCUGCUUCGUACAUUUUCUCAUUGUUAUAAUAAUAAAAAACAACAACUAGUUAUUAAGAUUUGCUGUCAACUCGACUCAAAUCAAUUCUAUUGUAAAUAAAGGCCUCAGACCCAGAAUACAGCGUGAAACAAUAUUAACAAUAAUAAUAUAAUAGUGCUACAUUACUUCUUGACUGUUUUAACUAUUUUCAAUGAGUCAUUAUUUGUGAAACAAAGUAUGCUACCUGUUUAAUAGUACACGCCUCAAAGUUAUUCAUAGUUAUUGAACAGUUUCAAUCAAUCUAGCAAUUUGGCUGAAACUUGACGAAGGGUUUCAUUUUGUUUGGUAACCAGCUAGAUCUUUUAAUGCCCUGCUCAGUCGUGCUACGUUCGUUUAGAAAACCCAGACCAUUAAAGACUAUGUAAACAAGGAAUACAAUAUGGUAUGUUCCAUUUUCUUACUGUUAAUUUUGUCUUCCUUGUUUGUAAGCUACUAAUAAUUCUAUUAUUUUAGCGCCUAUGUUAUAUGUCUGUGUUGUAUUGCUCCAGUUAUGUGUUUUGAUCACUAUGCCUCUUAACAGGACACUGGAUAAAUGUUUUGAUGCUGGGAUGGUAUUCAUAAAUCUUCUUGGGUCAUUUCUUAAAGUAAGUCAAUUAUUUAAUAUUUUCGUAGUCAAAUUGAAAGAAAAGUACGUUUUGUAUAUAAUUAUGUGUAUUUUUAAUAAAAUCAUUGAAAUAAAGUAUUUCAGAUAUCAUUAAGUUAUUAUAUCAUAUGAUAAGAGAGACAGAUACCUAGAUAAGAAAAUGACUUAAGUUAUCAAAUGAAUGAAUACGUUUUAUGAAUACCGUUCUUGGGCUACGCCCCUGUUGUUUCUAUAGAGUUAACCACAAACCAAACUUGCAUGUGCCUGACCUGGAAUCAAAUCCAGUACGCCUUGGUAAGAAGCGAGUGCGCAAACCAUGACUGCGUUUAUUGGACAACCAUGUAGUUUUCAUUGUGUAAUUGUAUUUCUUCUUUGUAUAAACAAUAUAUUCUAUAUAGAUACCAUGAGGGUGAUGCUAUAAGCUGUCUAACAACAUUAAUAUCAUCUAGUAUGAACUAAACAUACAACGAUGGAAACUACGAGGACUAGCCCAGUAACAGUAAGAUAUUGAACGAUAUAAGAUACGAGGCUUAUGCAUAUAACAGACACUUAACAGUCGAGUGGGACAUCGUACCAAACAACACAGACAAUAGACCAUUUUUAUUGAUAUUUACAUGUUUGGAGAGUUGAUCAUUUUUACAUUUAAUGGAUGUUAUAUUUUUACACACUAUUUAAGCAUUCUGUUUAUACGUACACAUGAUUGUAUUGCUCAACUGUUUACAUUUGCCGGUUGCUAGGUAGACGCGCGACACACAGAAAUAGGUUUUACAGUAUGUAUGCCAUAAGAGCGGGUCCAAAUAUGACGUCAUAGAAUGGUAGUGCCCGCGGUAUAACAUAUUUGUAAGGUUCUUGCUACUUUUAACAUAGCUUUUACGCUUCGGUUUGGUAACAACAAUCUUUGAUACGAUGCCCAAGACUAGAAAAUCGAACAUGUUUUAUAAGACCUAUUUCUGAAUGAAGCGGCUUAAUUUUUUUCAGCAUGCUGCACGUGUUGUUAUUUCUAUAUUUUCAUCUUGUUAUUCUUUACAUUUAUUAGAUUUUCUACUUUAGGAGCUUGUGAUCUCUAUCAAUACAAAUUAAAACCUUGAAACUAA
This is a messenger RNA of Mya arenaria, 5005 nucleotides long. RefSeq names its product leucine-rich repeat and death domain-containing protein 1-like. The transcript has 5 exons. Bases 140 to 2431 code for a protein of 763 amino acids. The record is from RefSeq and is a predicted model, not a curated record. Gene Ontology annotation, biological process: signal transduction. NCBI's taxonomy places the organism in Eukaryota, Metazoa, Mollusca, Bivalvia, Myida, Myidae. Gene Ontology annotation, molecular function: protein binding.